Molecule: messenger RNA, 695 nt
Organism: Vitis riparia (riverbank grape)
Lineage: Eukaryota; Viridiplantae; Streptophyta; Magnoliopsida; Vitales; Vitaceae
Product: heavy metal-associated isoprenylated plant protein 47-like
Exons: 5
Coding region: 81-446 (121 amino acids)
Molecular function (GO): metal ion binding
Source: RefSeq, a predicted model, not a curated record
CGCUUCAUUGGGUUCUGCCCUGUCGGAUCGGGCAAUCUUGGUGGUGGGGCAAGGAUAUUGGAAAUGUUAGUUACAAUGGCAUGUGUGAACGCAUAAAACGGUGGCAUCUCAGAAACCGAACUUGCGGUGCAAGGUUAUGGAAACUUCUCAAGCAAGGCAAAAAGUCACGAAGCUUUUUGCAUCUGUUUGAUCCAGAGGCAGACUUAGUCAAUAUGAAGCAAAAGAUAGUGAUGAAGACACAUAUGAACUGCCAGAAAUGCAGGAGCAAGGCACUCCAGAUUGUUGCAGAAGGAGAAGGUGUGGACUUUGUGGCGAUAGAAGGCGACCAGAAGGACAAGGUGGUGGUGAUCGGAGUUGGAGUCGAUCCCAUCAAAUUGACCUGUAAUUUGAGGAAGAAGGUUGGCCCUACGGAUAUUAUCAGUGUCUCAGAGGUGAAAUCUAAGUAAAGAGCCCAUUCUCAUGGAACCAUUUCUUCCCUGAUAGUUUAAUUUUGAAGGUUGUUGGGAUGACAAACAUUCUGUAAUUAUUAUCCAUAUGUAGACCAACAUGAUGAGGCCUACAUGUUGGUAUUUAAAAGGCUUUUGUGCAGUCAAACGAAAUCUUUUCCACCUUUAACAAGCUUGUAAGCUUUUUCCUUUUCAUCUAUGGAAGGGUUUUAAUAUUUUAUAAUGAAUAAAAGUAGACUCAUGUAAGGA